Vespa crabro (European hornet) is the source of this 3988-nucleotide messenger RNA. RefSeq lists its product as uncharacterized. Gene Ontology annotation, biological process: regulation of transcription by RNA polymerase II. The transcript has 2 exons. The record is from RefSeq and is a predicted model, not a curated record. Gene Ontology annotation, molecular function: DNA binding. Gene Ontology annotation, cellular component: nucleus; transcription regulator complex. Lineage: Eukaryota; Metazoa; Arthropoda; Insecta; Hymenoptera; Vespidae. Bases 317 to 1144 code for a protein of 275 amino acids.
GUCGUCGGUUUGUCGCUCCGUGUAACUCUCUCUCUUUCUCUCUCUCUUUUUCCUAUUUUUCUCUCUCGUUCUUUCUCUUUCUUUCUUUCUGUUUCUCUCUCUCUGUCUCUUUCUCUCUCGUUCUCUCUCUCUCUCUCUCUCAGGUCUCUCUAUCUCUAUUUUUUUUAUUCUUAAAAAUUUUCAUUCGAUACAAUUCGCCAGAAAUUUUCAAUCAGGAUUCGUAGAAUACGACUCUUAUUUUAUCAUUUUUUGAGACCAACACCACCACCAUUGCCACCGCCACCGCCACCGCCACCGCCGCAACUUGUUAGGGGAAAUGAGGGACGAAGUGAAGAUGGACGCGAAUCGGCUCAUCGCCGAAGUUUACAAGCGACCCGCGCUUUGGAACCAGAGACACAUAUCCUAUCAUAAUCGAGAAGUGACCAACCGCGUUUGGAUGGAAAUUGCAGCGAUCUUCAAGCUUCCCAAACCAGUAUUAAAGGCUAAAUGGAAAGGUCUACGAGAUACAUUUCGUGCCGAGCUCAAGAAGGAUCAAGUUUAUCGAAAGAGUAAAUAUCAUCGUAACAGACCAGUAUGGAUUCAUUUCAAGAGUCUACAAUUCUUAAAAGAGCAAAUGCUUCCAAGGCCACCUAUUUGGGAGCGUGGAAAAGCAGGUAUAGAUGGAGAUCAUGGAUUAGGAGAAAACGAUUCAGAAGGAAUGUUGAGUAAGAAUGGUACGUCGUUGGGCAGAAGUUUGGACGACAGGGAUGCACUGGCUGAUCAUUUGUUAUCGAUGAGCAGUGAAAAUGGAACGUUGAAAAUCGAUGGUAUCGAUCAUCGAGUUGACGUCAAACAAGAACCGGAAGAGAGCUUCGAUAAUUUGGAAUUUCAAAAUGUGACGGAUAAUUUAGCGGACAAUGAAAUGAUGUUGCAAAAUAUAUCACCUGAACAAGUGUUGAUGGGUGAGAAUGAUAAUGGUAUCGGAUUAACGGUUGAUCCUCUUGAAGGUAAUCGUUUUGACGAUAAUUAUUAUUUCCUCAUGAGUCUUUUACCACACAUCAGAACUCUACCUGCCGAUCGAAGAAUGUUACUUAGAAUGCAAAUGCAAGAAUUGGUUUACAAGGAAGUUUAUAAAAAAGGUAACGAAGAUGUCGAUGCCUCAUGAGAGAAGGAACUCGGACAAGCGUCGCCUACGACGCCAAAUUCAAAGAAAAAGACGACCGAACUUCGUGGAGAAUCGAAGGGAGAUUUGUCCUCACAAUCUUCAAGAACGAAACCGUCUUCUUCGUCGAAAGCGGAAAAGGUCGCGUAGCGAAACGGAACGAAUAGAUACAUACAUAUAUAUAUAUACAUAUAUAUACAACAGUCUUAACAGUUUUGUUCCUUUCUAUGCGUGGAUUUCUACCUGGAGACAAUGACACUUUCCGUUUUGCUCGUAAAACCAUUGAAAUUGGCCGUGAAAAUCGGUAGAGAGUAGAAACGAAGACGACGGUAAUGAAAUGGUUUAUGAAUUUUUUAACAAAAAUUGUUUAAAAUACGCGCACUUUUUUUUAAUUAAUUCCACUGUAAGAUAUCGAGUUCAAUGAUUUUUGAAUGAUUUUAAUAAUCAUUCAUUUUCUUUUCUUUUCCUUUUUUUUUUGACGUACGAAAAUUCGUUUUUUUUCCAAGGAAAUAGAAAUAAUUCGAUAUCGAUGCUCAGCUCGAACCUUGCGUAACGGUUUUUCGAACGAGCGGAUGCACAAAUUUCUCUUAAACGAAAGUUCUUUGUGCCAUAAUUAGUACGUGUAUAGUACGAGGAGCGCACGAACGGGCUUCCAAUUGUUACUUUGCUUUUUUUUUUUACAUUAAUUUCGUCCAUCGACGUAUAUAGAUCGAUAUUAGUCGAUAUUAUAGUAUGUAUGUAAAUAGACAUGAUCGACAGAGAAACGAUUGGUCGAUUGUUAAUAUAUCGAAUGCAAGGAUAUCUUAUGCGAGAUCGUUUGCAGAAAAAGAAAAUAUAUUGUCGAGCAUGUUACUAUUAUUACCUCGAUGACUAUAAAUAAUUUUCAAAUUCAACCGCAUAAGCAACGACGAUUAUUAUACAAUGUCUCGGUAUAUAUAGAAUCGAGAAUAUCAUCUAUUCUAUCAUAUUCCUUUUCUCACGGAAUUUAUGUUAGCGUUGACCCCAACGUGCGUUGGAGGUAAUGAAAAAAAGAUGACGACGACGACGAAGAAGAAGAAGACGAAGAGAAGGGAAAGGUAAAAGAAUAUCGAGCGAAAGGGAAGACAAACUAGGUCCUGGUCAAUAGCGUGGGAGUUAAAAUAUGUAUAAAAAGGGGUUCCGUAGGUUGAGAAUCACUGGUACGCUCGGUACCUGCAGGUACGAACAUGCAGCGUGCACCUGUGUGCCAAGAUGGACGUCAUGUAUAUACACUUGCCUGCCUCGGUAGAAGUCAGUGCGCAUGCGCGACCGCUCGUGACCAGUCGCGCGACUCCGUUCUCGGUCGGCCGUUUCGCUCGCUUUCGCGCUGCGACUCACGCCGUGUUCGGUCUGUCGCUCUUCUUCUCUUCCUCAGUUUUUCCGUAGUCUCUUAUUCGUACGGUUGUUUGUUUCUCCUUUCGUUCGUUCGUUCGUUCGUUUUUUUAUUCGUUACAUAUACCUUUUACCAUAGUCUCGACGACUGUUAUUUCUAUGCUUCAAAUUUCUCUCCCUCAUUCCUUUUACCUCUCCCUCUUGUCCACUUGUUAUUACCGUUAGUCCAAAUGAAGCAUCUCCUUUUUUAUUUUCUUUCCUCGCACGAACGAACGGGGACGAGUCAAACGCACAGGUGUUUAUAUCAAUCUCUUGGCUGACAAGUCUCUACGGAAUAAAAACGUAUUAUCAUCUUAUACGAAGAGCCAUUUACGAAACACAACGAACAUCACAACUAUCUUACAACAUUCGAAAAUAAAUCUCGUUUAUAUAAAAUCGUGACGCGUACAUCUUUCUUCUACAAUUGGAAUAUAUCUGGGAAAUAUAUAUUCUCUACCAUUCACUUCAUCCCUGGCUUACAUCUUCUGAAUCAUCAUUAUCUUCGUCAUUAUUUCAAGGUGAGUCGACUCUCGCGUAACGUCUUUUGGCGAAAAAACCUGUUUCUUUUUUUUCAAGGAAUUCUCCAAAUCAUCGGCCUUGACCUUCUUACCUAUCAAUGUUCUUUCUCUCUCUCUCUCUUUCUCUCUCUCUCUUUUUCUCUCUUUCUGUUUGUAUAAUCGCGAUGCACCGAAGAAAAUAAUUUCGGUAUAUUACUAUACAACUGUAAUGUGAUACGUAUACCGAACUUUCAAUCUUUUUUAUUCCCGUAUAUAUUCGAAUCAUUUCUUCUCUAAACGCCGUAAUUUCAAAAAUAUAUAUGAUGUGUAUAUGUAUAUAUAUAUAUAUAUAUAUAUAUAUAUGUGUGUCCUCUUUUGUGCUGCGUCUUUUGUUUCCGGCCGUUGUGUCGUCGCGUUUCAUUGGAUCUUACUGGAAAAGAAGCCGUAAGAAUGUCGGGAUCAAGUGAAUUUCGGAGAGAAAUAAUUCCUGACCGUUAAUAUUCUUUGUAAAACUUCAUUUAGUUUCUCUCAUAAUACUCUCCUCGGAACCCUUUUAUAUUUUUACCAACUGUCGACUUAUUUGAAGAGCUGUUUCGGUGUAAAAAAAAAAAAUAAUUAUAAUGAUUAUUUUAUAGCUUGUGUUCAUUCCGAUUAGAGGUGAUUGUAAAGAACGAUGUAAUGUUUGUAUUAUUCGUAUGCAAUAUUUUAAAUGUAUGUAUGUAUUGUAUGUAUGUGUAUAUGUAUUACGAGCGUGGUACACCAGUGUUUGUUGUCAUAAUCACAAGUGAGAAUAUUUUUGCAACGAUAUAUAAACGUCGGGAUAACAAGGUAACAUUUCGAAAACAUUCAAACAGUUUCUCCUUUUCAAACAUAUUACCUAUAGUUUUCUGAUUCGUCGUAAGGUAUACAAAAGGUAGAUGCAAUCUUUCACGAUUGUAUGUAAAUAAAGUUGAAAGAACAA